This is a messenger RNA of Symbiodinium sp. CCMP2592, 939 nucleotides long. Lineage: Eukaryota; Dinophyceae; Suessiales; Symbiodiniaceae. The record is from the annotation of a GenBank genome assembly.
AUGCUGGAUCUGCAGCGCGUGAACUUCACAGGCUCCCUCUGCGCCUCCGCCAUCUUCAUCACGCACGGUGGCGCGGGCCGACAUGAUGUUGAGAACAAGGAGCCUGUUCAGAAGGAGAGCUGGACGGUGGACUUCGAGUCCCCCACGCUGGUCUUGUCCGACAUCGUCGUGGACUCGAACCAUCCCUUCCUGCCGCUGUCCGCACAGGCCGGGAAUGGCUACAAGCAGGCAUUGAAGGACGGUCGAGGGGUCAAACAAACGGAGGUUGCUUUUGGGGUUCUGAGCACAAUUUUUCGCUGGACUCUUGAAACCGAGGGGCGAGGAUUCGAACUUCCUUGGACCUUUGGAGAGGAGAUUCGAAACGGGCGGAAGACGAGCCACUGGAUCUGGUGGGUCUGGCCCAGUUUGGAACAAGUGCGGAGAACCUCGCGGCCCCAGUACUCUCUCCGAAACUUGGGGGAUGUGAAGGCCUUUCUGGCCGAUCCGGGGCUGCGACGGAACCUCUGUGAAAUCAGCGAAGUUGCGCUCUCCCACCUGGCGAAGGGCCUUCCGCCAGGCACCCUCUUCGGCUCACGUACCGAUGUAGAGAAGUUUGAGGAGACGGCGACCUGCUUCGCACUGGUUGCUCUAGAGGCCCGCGAUCUGCAGCUGGCCGAGCUGAUGCUGUCCUGCCUGGACGCUCUGGGACAAAAACUCCACUCCAACACCGCAGAAUACUUGCUUGCUGAGGGCCUACCGUCUCUCUCAGAGACAGAGCUGGAUCUCAAGUGCCUGAGGAGCCUACUGGUGAAACUCCAAGAUGACAGCAAGGAGGGGGAGCCUGGGGAGCCUGCCCCCUCGCCUGCCUCUGAAACCGAGGAACCAGCGGGAGAAACAGAGGUCUCUCAGAAAGAGGAGCUCCCUGCCGCUGCCGGCAGCGUCCUCCCCCUCCCUGCCUGA